AUGUUGCCUGCCACUGGUGUCCCCAUUACGAUCGACAACCCAACAAGGAAUGUGCAACUCGAUCAAAUGUCAUCCACCGUACACGAUUGCGACCAAAAGCUUGUGCCAGCCUUUCAUUCACGAGCAUCGCUACUUUCAGAUUGUGGGCAACUCAUUACCGACAUGGGCGAAGCAACGGCAGCGAUGACUAUUGCACCUACUUCAUCCGUUGGGUAUCUUUGUGCUGGGAGAAUCUUUUCGGAUCGAGGACAACACGCGUCAGCUAUCAAGAUGUAUGAUGAUGGGUUGCAACAUGUACCAAAUUCUGAUGAUGGAUAUGCGCAGCUCGUGUCAGCAAAAGCGGCUUCACAGGAUCAGCUCAACAAGCGUAUCGACUUUGUCACGUGCUUGCCGUUGGAAAUAGUAUCGUCAAACGUUGUGCCAAGGAUUUUGGGUGGUCAAAAGAUGAUGCAGAUUGGACCAGCAGAAGGCUAUUUGGAUGUGUCUCGUACUUGGCGUGAGAGGAUAGCAAUGGCAGGCGGUUUGACGUUUCGUGUCGGACCUUCACCUUUAUCAGCGAGGACCUAUGACUACUUAUUGGAUAUGGCACCCUUUAUCAAAUCAUUCACUGUAUGGGGCCUUCAUGAUGGCAUGGUGGAUCAGCUAACAAGUCGCACAAUGUUUACAGCACUGAAAACAUUGAAUGUUGAUGUUCGUUCGCGACGCUUCAACCAAUUGCUGCCGGUUUUACAUUCAAUGGGUGCGUCAUUGACACAGCUCACUAUUGACUACCAAUAUUGCUAUACUUAUGGGACGCCUUACCGACUAUCCGACUAUCUCGAUCAAUGUCCGAAUUUGGUGGCGCUUUCGAUUCAACGUGGAAUGUUUGAUACGUCCUUUGUCUCUUCAAAGUACCCAAAGCUCAAAAAAUUGGAUCUCAUCAAGGUCAACGUGAAGAUGGAUGAGGAUACAAUGCUUGAAUUCCUUCGACCAAUUCCUCAGCUACAAGUAUUGAACAUCAUACCCACGCCAUGUUCUACCAUCUUGCCAGCCAUCCACCAAUCAUGUCCAUUAUUGCAGCAACUCUUCCUGGCAAAGAACUUGCCUCCGUGUCUAUCUGGUCUUGGUGACAUUCAUCAUCAUGAAGGAUUGCGUGCAAUGAUUGUAAUGGAUCCAGGAAAAAAGCAAAGGUUCAAGGGAGAUGAUAUGAUGGGCUAUAUUGUUAAGCAUUGUGAUACCAUUGAAAGCCUUGAGAUUGGACCUGGCUUGAAAUUUUCCAUGCCAAGAACCGUAUUGGGACAUGCGGUGAUCCUGGAUAUGACAUUUAUACGAUUGCGCCAAAUAUCCUAUCCUACUCAUGCUGGUGCGUGUUACAUCCCUUUGAUCGUGUGGCUACUACAACUUGCACCUCAAUUGGAAUCGCUGGAAACUGUGCAUGGAAGUAUGCAGGCUGCUGUUUUUGAAGAGCUCAUGCGCCCAAGUCAUCAUCAUUUCAAGAGUAUCGGAUUAAAGGCAAAUGGGUCAUCGGAGGAGACUGAGAAGAGGUUCAUGCAGCACCAUCUCGCUCUUGGUCAUGAAUCGAAUCUGAAAGAGAUCCAUAUACAGAUCAACAACCUCCAGCUAUCGGAUUCAUGGCUCCUAUUGAUUACGCAACUUACACAAUUGAGGCAACUUGAAGUUAGCUGUGAAGGAGCACGUACUAUGCAUGGUGUAGUGAUACCCUUCAUCUCCCAUAUCGCUUCUGGAUGCCCUGGAUUGGAACGAUUUACAUUGACGUCGCUAUCAUUACCCGUUGAUUACAAGAUUCUCAGUAUUAUCGCUCCUCAUACCACCCUCGCAACUAUUUCCAUCAACGCCAGCUGUUUGAUUGGUGAUGCAUCGUUGCUCCCUUCUUUUAUUGGACGCCUUCAACACCUUCAAGCACUUCAUCUCAAUCUUCACUCAUUCGACGACAACAUCUAUGCUGCACUCAAGAGCUCAUCAUUCCAAUUCGUAUACACGUAG
Messenger RNA from Lichtheimia ornata, 1983 nucleotides. RefSeq lists its product as uncharacterized. Bases 1 to 1983 code for a protein of 660 amino acids. The record is from RefSeq and is a predicted model, not a curated record. Gene Ontology annotation, molecular function: protein binding. Lineage: Eukaryota; Fungi; Mucoromycota; Mucoromycetes; Mucorales; Lichtheimiaceae. The transcript has 2 exons.